This is a messenger RNA of Perkinsus marinus ATCC 50983, 294 nucleotides long. RefSeq lists its product as hypothetical. The record is from RefSeq and is a predicted model, not a curated record. The coding region runs from base 1 to 294 and encodes 97 amino acids. The transcript is spliced from 4 exons. NCBI's taxonomy places the organism in Eukaryota, Perkinsozoa, Perkinsida, Perkinsidae.
AUGAGACUCACAGUGGAUAUACUCAACACAUAUGGCGUGUCUUCGGCGGGUAUCGAUAUCCUGAGGUCCCUUGGUUUGGUGACAGUUUCCGAUCAAGCUUCUUUAGACACUGAUUCCUUGGCUCAACAAGGGUUCAACAGAAAGGAUGUGGAUACUCUAACUCGACUAGCGGUUGAGGUUGGGCAAGAGAGUAUUAAUGAGAGAUUUGAGGAAAUUCAGGAGGAACUGAGGAAAUUUUAUGAUCUCGGAGACGAUGAUGUUGUUAGUCAUGGGUAUAUCCUCGCUCUCCUGUGA